GCCGCCGCCGCGCCCUUGUGCGCGCUGCCCCACUGCCUGCUGACGGCGCUGUGCUGCGCCUCGCUGCUCGUCAUGGCCGCCAUCGCCGUGGACCGCUUCACGUCGCUGGCGCAGCCGCUGCGCUACAACAACCUCAUCACGCACCGCUCCGUCGAGCGCUACAUCGCGGGCCUCUGGCUGUACGCCGGACUCGUCGGGGCCGCGCCGCUCGCCGCCAGGUUGUGGGGGGCCGGCGGACUGGAGGCGUCGCAGACGUCGGCGUGCUCGGGUGGGUCGCUCCUGCGACCGCCGGGCGUGGCCGUCUUCCUGCUGUGCGCCGUGUACGCGCCGUGCGUCGUGCUGGUCGUGGGCAGCUACGUGUACGUGUACCUGGUGGCCAGAACGCACCACCGCGCCAUCUACAGCGUCGAGAUCUCGCUGCGCCACGCGCACGACGGCAGCGACGCGCCCUUCGCCUCGCGCUACACGUCCACGCUCGCCAUCACCGUCGGCCUGUUCGUGUGCCUGUGGCUGCCGUUCCAGGUGGUGAUGGUGGUGGACCUGGUGCGCGGCUCGCACCUGCUGUCCUCGCUGCGCGCCCUCUGCCUGUCCCUGCCGCUGUUCGCCUCCUCGGCACUCAACCCCUGGGUGUACGGCUACCGCAACGGCGAGGUGCGCGCCGCCGUGCAGCGCGUGCUCAACGAGAUGUUCAGCAAGCUGGGCCUGCCCUCGUCACACCUGGGCUGCCCGCACCUCAUGACCACCGGCGCCGACGCCGAGCUCAACAGCUUCGCGUCCAACGCCCGCCUCUGCACCAUGUCGGCGGCCAACACCAACAACACCAUGGUCCAGACCGGCCUGGCCACCCCCAGCGACCACGAGGCCAACAGUCUGUCGCCGCCGGGGAGCGGCAGUGCCGUGUCCACCCGGGCGCCGUCGCCCUCGCCCAGGAAAGGGUCCUCGUCGAGCACUCUGCUCGUGCCCUCCGGCGCCAGGGAGCCCAGGGUCCCGGUCCUGGCGCCCACCGCGAGCGUCAUCACCCUGGCCCAGACCGUCAUCGAGCUGCGCGUCCCAGUGCCCGUGUCCAACGGGGACGCCUCGCGCUCGCGCAAGAAGGUCCACCACGUAUGAAGAGCGGUCAGAGGCUGCAGACUGUAGUACAUACUGUGGGUACGGGCUCCAGAGGUAAAUAGGGACAAGUAGAACUUCAGUACGCUUCGAGUGUGAAGAUUACUUAGGGCCUAAUUCGCCCCUACAAAACUCAUCACCUGACAGCAGGUGGUGCUCCGAGAGCUGUGCUUCCUUCCGCUAUUUAUCUCAAUUUUAGCUAGUCAUUACUUAAAGGGGGUCUACUGUGCGAGUACUGAGAUGAGGAAAAGUGUAUUUUCUACCGUCGUGAAAUAAAACAAUUUGUUUAUAAAAUAUGAUCUGAUAUUAAUAAACUUAAUCAAGAGGACUGGGUACAAAUAAGUCAAUUUGAUAUCAAGAAAAAGCAAAAGAGUCUAUUUUCAAAGGUCAAGACAAAUGAUUCAGUCAUGCCCUCUAAAUGAUCAGACCAUCAGAUGACUCAACCCCAACAUUUUAUCAGUAAAACAAAAUAAAUCGUAACAGUUGCUCUUAGGAGCGAUCAUAUAAUCCUACAUACAACACAUGUAUGCAUAAGUAACAAAA
Messenger RNA from Frankliniella occidentalis (western flower thrips), 1650 nucleotides. Its product is annotated as beta-3 adrenergic receptor-like. Lineage: Eukaryota; Metazoa; Arthropoda; Insecta; Thysanoptera; Thripidae. The transcript is spliced from 3 exons. The record is from RefSeq and is a predicted model, not a curated record. Gene Ontology annotation, cellular component: membrane. The coding region runs from base 73 to 1110 and encodes 345 amino acids. Gene Ontology annotation, biological process: G protein-coupled receptor signaling pathway. Gene Ontology annotation, molecular function: G protein-coupled receptor activity.